Molecule: messenger RNA, 1745 nt
Organism: Geodia barretti
Lineage: Eukaryota; Metazoa; Porifera; Demospongiae; Tetractinellida; Geodiidae
Source: the annotation of a GenBank genome assembly
GGGAAAUCCCCUUCAAAUCGAGGACUAGAGAAACACAAAAAUCUAACUUGGAUCUUAUUUAGUCAUGGCAGCCGAAGGCAGAGAAAUGAAGACAGACGACCAACGACAAAGGCCAGUUCAGUUCCGUGGACUGAGCACUCAUUAUGUCGCGGGAGAGGACAUUCGCGUCGCAUUCCGUUACCCAACCUCUUCCUUUCUGCCUCACUCCGAGGACAAGGUCAAGUUGUAUGCCAGCAGAGCCAGAGAGAGAAGCGUGGCCAGCGCUUCAGUCGGAGACACCGCACAGCACCAUCUUUGCGACGGCGGCCUGUACAAGACGGGCUCAGUAACGAUGACUACGGGGCAGUUGAGCGGCCGUCGACCGGCGUCUUACGUCUUGCUCUACGGGAGCAGUCGACUGCGCAGUGUGGUGGGCAAGAGCGAGCCGUUCAUCAUCUGUCCACAAGAGAACUUUCCAAGUAUUCAGAUACGAACCCCGGAAGACAGUGCGUUUAUCGAGAAGCUUCGUUCCCACUCACCACUGGGAGGAGCAGAUGACGGGGAGCACAGUUUCAGUCUGGUGUCCGGAGGGUUGUCGGGAGAGUGGGAGGUUCUGGAGGAGGAGGAGGAGGAUUCGAGUGGGUCUGAGGCCUGGAGUGACAUUGGGGGAGAUUUGAAGUCAGGGGAAGAGAGCAGUGCUGAAUCAGAGCCACACAGUGGCAAUGGAGGAGUGGGGGGAAGGUUUGGAGUUGACCCCAGGAAGGGGAGAGAAGACGCUGAGAUUGCUCAGACGCCUAAAGUUGUCACCUUCUCAGAGGCAGUCACGCCUCCACCUGAACACCAGGUGGUUGAGUGUGGGUCAGAGCAUCCUCUGGAGAACGAGGGUCUGGGCAUGUUCAAGAGUGCCAACAGAGAACUGAGGACAAAGGUCCGCGUUCUCCAUGACAAGCUGCACAGUGCCUGCAGAGAGAGGGACUGCCUGCAAGAGACCCUGGAGAACAUGAGCACACAGCUUUCCUCACUGCAACUGGAGAAGUCAAAGCUAAAGUACAAGAACAAGAAGUUGGCUGAGGAAAAACAUGGUCUCAAAGCCAAAAACAAGGACUUGAUGAGAGAGAAUGCAGUUCUAACCCAGCACUGCCAGAGGCAAGUGGCUCAGAUGGGUGCCUAUGAAGCCCAGUUGAAGACACUGUCAGGAGAACAACUGUGGAGGAAGACUAGAGCAAGUCCACAGUCAGCACACCAGAAGGAGGCGCCAACCACCUCUGAUCCUGUAGCCACAUCAGCUAACACACAGAUUGGAAGUGUUUGGCAGAAACCAGUGAUAGAUGUGUUUGUGAGAGACAGUGAUAAAACAGGAGACAAGAAGUCUCAGAGAGCUGCCAAGAAAAGAAACCGAACAGACACUGUGAGUGUGACAUCAUCAUGUAAGCCACACAAGGAAGGUAUCGAAGGUGGGAGGACAGGUCAAGGUGUACAGAGAGGGGGGGUAUCCCUGUCGGAGGACCACAUCAUGUCAAUCAUGGACCAGUUGAAGGGAGGACAGCCGUCGUUCCAGUGUCCUGUCUGCAUGAAAGUACUCCAUUCCCACGAGACUGAGUUCUCUGCACAACUGCACAUCGAGCACUGUUUACAAUACACAUAGUUGCUUACCCAUGCCAGAUAAUCAUAAUGAGGGAAUUUUGACUGAACAUGACGUCAAUAAUGAAUAUGUGGCGGCUAUAUAUAGAAAUUUCAUACACGCUGCACUGCCACUGACGACGCGA